AGGCGCGCGAGGCAUACUGGGUAGUGCUGGCGGCUCGCGAAUCAAAAUGGCUGAGGAGGGAAAUAUCCGCUCGCUCAUCGAAGCCUACUUUCACGAAGGAUUCGAAAACAGGGCUAUCGUAGAAACCCUGAAUCACAAGCAUGGUAUAAACAUCAGUACUUCGACACUCAAGCGCCGAUUAAAAAAUUAUGGCUUACGAAGGAAAGAUGCGAUUUCUGAUGGUAAACUCAUUGAAGCGAUUCGCGGCGAAAUGAUGUAUUCAAUAAACGGGGAACUUCCCGGGUACCGAAACAUUUGGAAAUCUCUGAGAAGAAAACACCAUAUUCACGUAACAAGAAGACGUGUUGCCUUCAUAGUAAGAGACCUUAAACUACAAAUAAAAGAUCAAGUGAUGCCACAAACAUACGAUGAAUGCAGCGAAGAGUUGAAGAAUAAAUCUGAGACUGACAAGAAAGCUUGUAAAACGAUACCUAAAUUGAGUAUGGUAGUAAAUGAGCAAGACACUUCAAGAGCUCCAACGCGCGGGAGAGCAUCAACAAGUGAGACAGCAUCUCAAGUAACUAGAGAUGGUCGAGGGCUUAUAGAGGAAGAGUGUACGAGAGAAAGAAAGCGUGGAUUUCCUUACAGUGCAGACUCUCGUUUGCAAUUUUCUGGGUUAAGGAGGACCACUGAUGUGUUUCAAAUGCAAUGGGAGAGAAAUGGAGCUGAGAUUAGGAAACACGAAAUACCAGGAGAGAAAGGAGAGAGUGAAAACAGCCUCCAAACAGCCAAUUUUAUACCUCACAAGGUUGCCAGAAUUGAAGAGAAAUGCAGGGCUUUACAAAAACCGGUAGCAAAAGUUACGGAAGCGACCCAUGCUGCACACCGGUAUAGUGCCAACACAGGGUUACCAGCUGGAGAGAUACCAUACGAUUUUUCACACGAAGCCACAGGUCAUGUAUCACAUGAAGUAACACAGAAAGGAGAAACGUCUGUGAUGGCACAUGAGAACAAUGACACAGAGAUGUCACAUCCUGGCCACAGGCACAGAGAAAAAACGUCAAUAUACAGUACCAUCAGCAAGACAAUGAUACGCGAGAACACAGCUAAUGAGAACGUGUCACAAAGCACAACAUCAAACAAGAAAACCAUCAGUAAGUAUGCAGGGCAAGUGUCAGAUCAAAACCUGCUUUGUCAUGGGCACGACAUGUUACAGAGGGAUGUGCCGAAUAGCGAGGGAAUUUUGCAGAAACCAUCUCAGCGUGAGGACGAAGUCAUAAGGGGAAGAGAAAACAUUCUAAGAGAUGUAAAGGCCUAUCGGAACACCGAAAAUUGUGUAGAAAACCCUCAAGCACCUGGCGAUGAAAUUAUGUUGGAUUUUGCUGCUGUGAUCAGCGAAAUGCUGCAGAAGGUAGAAAAUGAUGACUCUUCUGACUCAGAUCCCGAAGGUUGUUUAGUGCUGCCGGGAAAUGAGAUGGCGGUAAACCCUAAUAUCCAAGUUAUAAAUACCACGCCUCGAGCAAAGGUUUCAGCGGAAGACAGAGUAUCGCCGGACCAGGAAAUUAACGAUGGUGUAGGCUUUCCUGAUGAAGUCCAAGUACAAGAGACCGUUCAAGAAGAGAAUAGACUUCACACAUGUGAAAAGUGCGGCUUGAGUUUCGAAAUUUGGGAUGAACUGAAAGAGCAUGUGAAAGUUAGCCAUGAAAAGGUGAAAAUCUAUGUCUGUGACCAUUGUGACAAAGAAUUUGAAACUAGCUGUCAGUUAGGGUCGCAUAAGAAAGUAGCACAUGAUCAAGAAACAGCCAUCUGCGCUCAUUGCAAUGGAAGAUUUCCGGCAUCCGACCUUUUGAGUCAUGUCAAGAUGUUCCACCGCGAUGAAAAACUGGUCAAAUGCAACUACUGUAAGAAAAGAUUCACCAAAUACGGCAUGAAAGAACACAUCGAGCAAGUGCACAAUAAACCCGGAUUCAAGUGUGCUCAGUGCAAUCAGAUGAUUCCUUCCAGACAAAUGAGAUACCACGCAAAGAUCUGUUUCUCAGCAUCACAGCAAAUGCAAAAUAACCAGAUGCUAAGAGCCCAAGAAAAGCAGGUCACGGAAAAUCGAUGCAAAAGAUGCAAUGAACGCUUCAAUACCUUCAGCGAUCUGUCGAAGCAUCUGGAUAGCGAUCACGAAAUAGAGCCAAGAACGUGUGAAUAUUGUGGCAAGGUGUUCACUUUGGCAAAGUAUAUCCCUCAACACUUGAAGUCCCUUCAUAACCACCCAGCACCCUUCGAGUGCAAUUACUGCGUAUGUAAGUUCCAAUCACAGAACAGUUUGUCAAAGCACGUGCUUGGGUUACAUAUGAACAAAAACAUAUGUUUCAGUUCUAAAGAGGUACGAUUCAUUCAGGGAGAGGAGAGUGAAAGUCUAGGUCUUUAUGUUUGCAUUAAGUGCAACGAGGCCUGCGAGUCACCCAGUGAGCUGGAGACGCACUUGGAGGCUGUACACAAACGCCCACCGUCACGUAGGUGUGAUGUCUGCAACACUUACCUUAGCUCCACUAAAGCUCUGGCUCUUCAUAUGAUGUUGUGUCAUGGCACAUGGAGACCGUAUCAGUGUCAGUAUUGCGGCUAUUACUUCAAGUGCGAGACAAGUAUUAUUCGCCACAUGGAAAGCAACCACAUAGGAGUGACUCCUGCUCAAGCAUCUGUUUUUGAGCAAGCAGUAGGGCAUCGGGGUUUGGCUUCUCAAUCAGCUCUGAGGAACAUACAGGGUGUAGCAGGGACUUCAAAACAAAGCUCGCCGGGACAUGAGGACAUGCAUCAGGAAUUGACUUGUGGUACAGUUCAGCAACAACAAUUCUCAAGCACAGGCGUACAGCCUCAGCAACCGGUCUCUGGAUUGAGAUCAGUGGGAGUUGAAAAUCGGCCUGUGCAGAGGCGGGUUACGGAGCAGAAGGUAUCCCCUUCCGAACCUGAGGCAGAUAACUCUGCUCAAGCGUUAACCCAACUGAAGAUACAACUCAAGAUAGACGAAGUUAGACCUUUCAAAUGUAAGUACUGCGUCCUUCAGUUCGAAUCAAAGAAGAUCUUAGUAAGCCAUCUGCUGGCAAUUCAUUUGAAACAACACACACCCUUUAGUGAAGAGCCGUCAACGAUGGGAAACAAAGCAUUUCAUCUGUGUACAAAGUGCAAAGUAACUUUCUCUCAUUUUAGUGAGCUCUUAAAGCACACGAAAUCUGCACACAAUUACUUGCCUUCAGAUAACUGUGAGGUAUGCCACCAUACAUUCUCCUCCGCCGAACAUGUGUCAAAACACUUUUGGACAGCACAUGUCACUAAAAGACCUUAUAAGUGUCAGGAUUGUGGAUACUAUUUCCAGUCCGAAGAUGAUGUAUUAAACCACAUCAAAAGGAACCAUCCCGACCUGAUACCAUUAUCAGUUGAAGAACAAGUCAAUAUACAAGAAUGUCUGGUUACAAAAAAUGUUCCGAUGACGCAUAGUCCUCUGGAACAAGUUGCACCUCAACAAAUCCAUGUUACGGACCAACUUCCAAUACAUCGAAAUCCUGCUCAGGGACAAGUUCCACUUCAUCAGAUUCCAGUUUCGAUACAUGCUCAAUUGCAUCACUAUGCCGUUUUACAACAAGUUCAAAUGAUUCAUAAUCCAUAUCUGCAUGAUCAGGUCUUUCAACCAGUCUUACCACAGCAGAACCUGGUUCCAAAUCACGUCACUGGAGGUAAAAUCCAGGAGGACGAGGGGCAACGGGAACCAGCUUCAGUCGAUGAAGGGCAAGACGAAAGGUAUGAAAGACAACGACUAAAUGAAGUCCAGGAAAUUGAGGGACGGCAACCUGAUUUAGUCCAGGAAGAUUAUAUACCCGGAACAGUGCGACAAGAACCAAAUUUUACAGCUGUAACAAUGGAAAGAGAGCCUGAAAUGGUUGGGGAGGAAAACAUGAUUCCUUCUGCCACCUCCGCACUUACAAAUCUUUAUUCUCUUGAGGUAGGGCAAAGCGAAUCACAGGAAGAUCUUUUACCAAAUUAUGAAUGUAGAAAAUGUGGCAAGUGGUAUAAUGCGUUUAGAGCUUUGGUAUAUCAUAUGAAAACUGUUCACGACUGUCUCCCACCUACUACCUGUGAUCUGUGCGGCAAGGAGUUCAAGAAUGCCGAGUAUAUGACAAAACAUAUAAGGAUGGUUCACCACAAACUAUGGCCGUACAGGUGCGAACAUUGUCACAGACAAUUUCCCUCGAAAGUUGGCUUUGAUAGGCAUAACCGUCUAUGUCAUCUUUGUGGAACAGUAAUGAAGAUGGCAAAAAAUGUUACGAAACAUGUUUUGAUGUGCCAUGGAGGAAAUCAGCCGUAUAAGUGUAAGUUCUGUGGAUGUCCUUUCUCUAGCAAAAAAGGAAAAACGCGCCAUGUUAAAUUGAUGCAUUGUAAGCAACGGCCCCCUAAAAUUUGCAAAAGACGGAAACAGAUUUUAGAGGAGCUCAUUGGACAAGAGUCGGGUAUUGAGUCAGAAAUGUUCCUGUAUGAACAAGUUUCGCAGCCAAUAGCAGUGCAGGAUAAACAACAUUCCCAGCCAAUAGCAGUGCCGGAUGAACAAGUUUCGCAGCCAAUAGCGGUGCAGGAUAAACAACAUUCCCAGCCAAUAGCAGUGCUGGAUGAACAAGUUUCGCAGCCAAUAACAGUGCUGGGUGAUCAAGUUUUGCAGCCAAUAGCGGUGCAGGAUGAACAAGUUUCGCAGCCAAUAACAGUGCUGGGUGAUCAAGUUUCGCAGCCAAUAGCGGUGCAGGAUGAACAAGUUUCGCAGCCAAUAGCAGUGCUGGAUGAACAAGUUUCGCAGCCAAUAACAGUGCUGGGUGAUCAAGUUUCGCAGCCAAUAGCAGUGCUGGAUGAACAAGUUUCGCAGCCAAUAACAGUGCUGGGUGAUCAAGUUUCGCAGCCAAUAGCGGUGCAGGAUGAACAAGUUUCGCAGCCAAUAGCAGUGCUGGAUGAACAAGUUUCGCAGCCAAUUGCAGUGCUGGAUGAACAAGUUUCCCAGCGAUUAACAGUGCUGGAUGAACAAGUUUCGCAGCCAAUAUCAGUGCCCGAAGAACAAGUUUCGCAGCCAAUAUCAGUGCCCGAAGAACAAGUUUCGCAGCCAAUAACAGUGCAGGAUGAACACGUUUCACAGCUAAUAGCAGCGCAGGAUAAACAACAUUCGCAGCCAAUAGCAGUGCUGGAUGAACAAGUUUCGCUGUCAAUAGCAGUGCAGGAUGAACACGUUUCACAGCUAAUAGCAGCGCAGGAUAAACAACAUUCGCAGCCAAUAGCAGUGCCGGAUGAACAAGUUUCGCUGUCAAUAGCAGUGCAGGAUGAACACGUUUCACAGCUAAUAGCAGCGCAGGAUAAACAACAUUCGCAGCCAAUAGCAGUGCUGGAUGAACAAGUUUCGCAGCCAAUAGCAGUGCUGGAUGAACAAGUUUCGCAGCCAAUUGCAGUGCUGGAUGAACAAGUUUCCAAGCCAUUAACAGUGCUGGAUGAACAAGUUUCACAGCCAAUAUCAGUGCCGGAAAAACAAGUUUCGCAGCCAAUAACAGUGCCGGAUGAACAAGUUUCGCUGUCAAUAGCAGUGCAGGAUGAACACGUUUCGCAGCUAAUAGCAGUGCAGGAUAAACAAAAUUCGCAGCCAAUAGCAGUGCCGGAUGAACAAGUUUCGCAGCCAAAAGCAGUGCUGGAUGAACAAGUUUCGCAGCCAAAAGCAGUGCUGGAUGAACAAGUUUCGCAGCCAAUAACAGUGCCGAAUGAACAAGUUUCGCAGCCUAUAACAGUGCCGGAUGAACAAGUUUCGCAGCCAAUAACAGUGCUGGAUGAACAAAUUUUGCAGCCUAUAACAGUGCCGGAUGAACAAGUUUCGCAGCCAAUAACAGUGCCGGAUGAACAAGUUUCGCAGCCAAUAACAGUGCAGAAUAAACAAGAUUCACAGCAAAUAGCGGUUCAGGAUGAACGAACAGAACCUUUCACACGACAGAAAUAUCCUUUGUUCGAGAUAUCACAGCAAGACCAUGAUUUGGAGUCAGAAAUAAUGUUGAAAGAAACAGUUUUUUGGCCAGUCAGGGUUAAGCAAGAAUCUGCUCUGGAAUCAGAAACGCCGGAACAAGAGCCAUUUUUGGAUACGGUAGUAGUGAAGAUCGAGCCGGAUUUUGAGACUGUAGUGAUAAAGCAAGAAUCAGGUUGUCAGCAAAUUUUAGAGCAUCGAACAGUUGAUCGGCCACAAGAGCAUGCUUUCGAUCCAGUCAUUGCCCAUCAAGGUCCGGCAUCAAUUACAACAGAUCAUGAACAGAAGCCUACCAAGCAGGGCCUCCCAAAAGGGUAUAAAUGUAGCAAGUGCAGCGAUAUUUAUCAAUCAUUUAGCGAGUUGUCCAAACACAUGAAGGCAAUCCAUGGAUGUAAACCAACAAGGAAGUGUGAUUUGUGCGGCAAGCGAUUUUCCAGGCCGGAAACUGUCAGUAAGCACAUUUUACAAUAUCACGAGGCUAGAACUCCUCACCAAUGCCAAUUCUGUCCAUAUAAUUUCCCAUCGGAAGCACAUUUGAAGCGCCAUAUAAAAAAGACUCAUAAACCAGGUCAAAAAGACUUUAGAAUACGUGGGCGAGAAUUGAACCAUCUCAGAAGGACCCGGGGGACGGUCCUGGAACUAGAAGACUUGCAGCAGCAGCCAGUCUUUGAAGCAUCAGAAAAUGAAAUGCCGCAUUUCCAACUGGUUGUCUUGGAACAGCAAGAGUCGACUCACGAAAGGGAUACGGGGCUCCAUCAGAACCCCAUCGUGAGACUAUUGAUGGAGCCCCAAGAGUCCAUGGCAAGCAAUGAAGUAGAAAAAGACCCAUCAAUAAUCUCGGAAUCGGCCAAAGAGCAAAUCGAACAGUUUCAAAAAUCAGCUGAGAGUCCAACACAGUCAUUGGUGGAAACUUUUGUCCAGGUACAAGAACCAGUAUCGGUGGAUGCGAGGGACUAUGCUGAAAUAGCGAUCCCACAUAAUUGUAUUGAAUGUGGUGAGGUAUAUUUAACAUUUAGUGAGAUGUCCAAGCAUAUGAAAGCUGUUCACAAUUCUCGGCCAUCCAGCACAUGUCAUGUAUGUGGUAAAAUAUUAUGUAAAGCUGAAUACGUUGCUGUACAUGUAAAGAUGGUCCACGAGCGAAGCAGGCCUCACCAGUGUGAGUAUUGUGCAACUCGUUUUGCUUCCAAGAGUAGCUUAUCACUCCACAUCAGAAAAUUCCAUAAAAUAACAAAGCAUUAUAUUUCGCCCUUGAAAGGACCUGUUAUUGGCCGUGCAAUUGAUCAUGAACGGGACUCGAAGCCAAAGCAAAUACGAGAAAAACUAAAACCCACAGAAAACGUUGUGCAAUACCAAGAACCCUUACAAUCACAGAAACUGAUUUGGAAACAAGUUAUGAACGGACAACAGGAUCCGGGUCUGGAACCAGAUUUGUCACUACAAGAGGGGGUAUUAAAACCAAUUUUGCAACGACAGGAACCAGUUUUGCAAUUACAACAACCAGAAGCGGAACCAGUUUUGCGACCGCAAAAAACGGUUUCAACACCAGUUCGGCAACCGCAACAGCCAGUCCUGAAACCAGGUGUUCAGCGGCGGCAAGAACCAACUGGGCCAGCUGGGCUAACAAAGCAAUCGUCUCAGGAAGCAGCUUUGCAACGAGAACAUGAGCAGAGAUUAAGGGUAGUGGGAAAUGAGCAAGGAGAACUCCCUUUUCAGUGUACCAGAUGUAGAAGUCGUUUUGCAUCGUUUGGCGAAAUGUCUAAACACAUGAGGACACUCCACAACACACGUCCAUCGAAAACAUGUAACCUCUGUCAGAAGACUUUUUGUACUGCAGAAUACGUUUGGGUACACAAUAAGAUGGUCCAUGAACGAUCUAGACCGUACCGUUGUGAGUAUUGUGGAUGGCAUCUCGCUUCAAAGAGCAACUUAACACUUCACAUCAAAAGGAUUCAUAAACGAACACAGAGUGACACCCUAGCUUCAGAACUACAGAAGGAGCCUUUGGAAACAGUCGUGGAAACGGGAGACCAAACCUCGAAAAUGAACGAUGGAAAAAGUACAGAUGGAACAGUAUUCAACCAGCAGAUUGUUGACCUGGAACAAGAUAAGGGAACCCAACCCAACCAAGUACUCAACCAAUAUAACCCGCUACUUAGAAAAAUAUUUCAUUCGAGACAAGACAAGCGUGACGAGCUUUCAUUUUACAACCAGCGCCUACUGGAGUCUGAACAGGACAUGGAACAUAAAGAUGACUCAGUAUGCAGACAACAACUAGAAAACACAAAACCGGACAAGGAACAUGAGCAUCAAGUCAUGUCAGUAGUUCCUGACAAGCGAGCAAAGAAAGUCCAACCACUGUUGUGUCAAGAUGAACCAAUGGCCAAGAAGGACUAUCUAGUCUUGCAAGCAGACGCGAGGCAUUUACAAGCAGCGAGUUUACAAAUAGCUGGCACAAGAAGCCCUCAAACACCAAUAGAGUAUAAAUGUAACAAAUGCAGCAAUUCAUAUGUCUCGUUUAGCGAGAUGAAGAAGCAUAUGAGGACCGUCCACAAUUGCCGACCAUCCAAGACUUGCGAACUGUGUGGUAAGAAAUUUUGUACGCCGGAGUAUGUCGCCAAACAUGUGAGCAUGGUACACGGGAAGGAAAGACCCUACAGGUGCAUACAUUGUGACAGGGGAUUUACCUCGAAGAUCAACUUGACUAACCACCCUUGCAGAUCCGAGGUUGAAAGCUCUAGUGAGGAACAACCAACGACGGAAAUCUCGAUGUUUAGAAAUCCAUACUCAAGCGAAGUAAAGCAAACAGAAGACUUUGAACUAGCGUUAAGUGAGGAUGAACCAGCUACUGAACAAGCCGUGGAUGUAGAUGGACCAACCAUUGAAUCAAUCUUCAGGGUGGAUACACCAGCCGUCAAACCAAUCGUCAGUGUAGAUGGGCCAACAAUUGAACCAAUCGUCAGAGUGGAUGCAACAACCGUCGAACCAAUCAUCAGUGUUCAUGCGCCAACAAUUGAACCAAUCGUCAGGGUGGAUGCACCAACCGUCAAACCAAGCGUGAGUGUAGAUGCGCCAACAAUUGAACCAAUUGUCAGGGUGGAUGCACUAACCGUCGAACCAAUCGUGAGUGUAGAUGCGCAUACAAUUGAACCAAUCGUCAGGGUGGAUGGACCAGCCGUCGAACCAAUCGUCAGUGUAGAUGCACCGAGUAAUGAGCCAACCGUCGGUGUGGAUGGACCAGCCAUUGAACUAAUCGCCAGUACAUAUACACCAACCGUUAAACCAGUCUUCCGUGAAGAUCUAUCAGUCUUACAACCAGACGUGAUGAUUCCACCAAUACCGGAAAUGCAACAAACAGCCCCAGUAAGUCUUCAAACACCAAUAGAGUAUAAAUGUAACAAAUGCAGCAAUUCAUAUGUCUCGUUUAGCGAGAUGAAGAAGCAUAUGAGCACCGUCCACAAUUGCCGACCAUCCAAGACUUGCGAACUGUGCGGUAAGAUGUUUUGUACGCCGGAAUAUGUUGCCAAGCAUGUGAGCAUGGUACACGGGAAGAUGAGACCUUACAGGUGCAUACAUUGUGACAGGAGAUUUACCUCUAAGAUCAACCUGACUAACCACCCUUGCAGACCCGAGGUUCAAAACUCUAGUGACGAACGACCAACGACGGAAUUCCCAGUGUUCAGACAUCUAUACUCGAGCGAAGUAAAGCAAACAGAAGACUUUGAACUAGCGUUGAGUGACGAUGAACCAGCCGUUGAUGUAGAUGCACAAACCAUUGAACCAAUCGACAGUGUAGACGCACGUGCUAUUGAACAAAUUGCCAGCUUAGAUGACCCAACUAUUGAACCAACUGUCGGUGUGGAUGGACCUGCAAUUGAACCAACCUUCAGUGUAAAUGCACCAACUAUCAAACCAGUCUUCAAUGAAGAUUUACCAGUCUUACAAUCAGCCGUGAUACGUCCACCAGAGCCGGAAAUUCAACGAACAGCCCCAGUAAGUCCUCAAACACCAAUAGAGUAUAAAUGUAACAAAUGCAGGAAUUCAUAUGUCUCGUUUAGCGAGAUGAAGAAGCACAUGAGCACCGUGCACCAUUGCCGACCAUCCAAGACUUGCGAACUGUGUAGUAAGAUGUUUUGUAGGCCGGAAUAUGUCGCCAAACAUGUGAGCAUGGUACACGAGAAGGAAAGACCUUACAGGUGCAUACAUUGUGACAGGAGAUUUACCUCUAAGAUCAACCUGACUAACCACCCUUGCAGACCCGAGGUUCAAAGCUCAAGUGACGAACAACUAACGACGGAAUUCCCAGUGUUCAGACAUCUAUACUCGAGCGAAGUAAAGCAAACAGAAGACUUUGAACUAGCGUUGAGUGACGAUGAACCAGCCGUUGAUGUAGAUGCACAAACCAUUGAACCAAUCGACAGUGUAGACGCAUGUGCUAUUGAACCAAUUGCCAGCUUAGAUGACCCAACUAUAGAACCAACCGACAGUGUAGACGCAUGUGCUAUUGAACCAAUUGCCAGCUUAGAUGACCCAACUAUAGAACCAACCGUCGGUGUGGAUGGACCUGCAGUUGAACCAACCUUCAGUGUAAAUGCACCAACUAUCAAACCAGUCUUCAAUGAAGAUUUACCAGUCUUACAUCCAGACGUGAUGAUUCCACCGACGCCGGAAAUGCAAGAAACAGCCCCAGUAAGUCCUCAAACACCAAUAGAGUAUAAAUGUAACAAAUGCAGCAAUUCAUAUGUCUCGUUUAGCGAGAUGAAGAAGCAUAUGAGGACUGUCCACAAUUGCCGACCAUCCAAGACUUGCGAACUGUGUGGUAAGAUGUUUUGUACGCCGGAGUAUGUCGCCAAACAUGUGAGCAUGGUACACGGGAAGAUGAGACCUUACAGGUGCAUACAUUGUGACAGGGGAUUUACCUCGAAGAUCAACUUGACUAACCACCCUUGCAGACCCGAGGUUCAAAGCUCAAGUGACGAACAACCAACGACGGAACUCUCGGUGUUCAGAAACCUAUAAUCAAGCGAAGUAAAGCAAACAGAAGACUUUGAACUAGCGUUGAGUAACGAUGAACCAGCCACUGAACCAGCCGUUGAUGUAGAUGCGCCAACAAUUGAACCAAUCGUCAGGGUGGAUGCACCAGCCGCCGAACCAAUCGUGAGUUUAGAUGCGCCAACAAUUGAAAAAAUCGUCAGGGUGGAUGCACCAACCGUCGAACAAAUCGUGAUUGUAGAUGCGCAUACAAUUGAACCAAUUGUCAGGGUGGAUGCACCAACCGUCGAACCAAUCGUCAAUGUAGAUGCGCCAACAAUUGAACCAAUCGUCAAGGUGGAUGCACCAGCCGUCGAACCAAUCGUCACUGUAGAUGUACCAACUAUUGAACCAACCACCAGUGUAGAUGCACCAAGUAAUGAGCCAACCGUCGGUGUGGAUGGACCAACCGUCGAACCAAUCGUGAGUGUAGAUGCGCUUACUAUUGAACCAAUCGUCAAGGUGGAUGCGCCAGCCGUCGAACCAACCACCAGUGUAGAUGCACCAAGUAAUGAGCCAACCGUCGGUGUGGAUGGACCAGCUAUUGAACUAAUCGCCAGUGCAUAUACACCAACCGUUAAACCAGUCUUCCGUGAAGAUCUAUCAGUCUCACAACCAGACGUGAUGAUUCCACCAAUGCCGAAAAUGCAACAAACAGCCCCAGUAAGUCUUCAAACAC
This is a messenger RNA of Nematostella vectensis (starlet sea anemone), 11708 nucleotides long. RefSeq lists its product as uncharacterized. Gene Ontology annotation, biological process: regulation of transcription by RNA polymerase II. Gene Ontology annotation, cellular component: nucleus. Gene Ontology annotation, molecular function: RNA polymerase II transcription regulatory region sequence-specific DNA binding; DNA-binding transcription factor activity, RNA polymerase II-specific. The transcript is spliced from 2 exons. Lineage: Eukaryota; Metazoa; Cnidaria; Anthozoa; Actiniaria; Edwardsiidae. The coding region runs from base 47 to 11017 and encodes 3656 amino acids. The record is from RefSeq and is a predicted model, not a curated record.